Messenger RNA from Amphiprion ocellaris (clown anemonefish), 1419 nucleotides. RefSeq names its product PCI domain containing 2 (gene pcid2). The record is from RefSeq and is a predicted model, not a curated record. Gene Ontology annotation, biological process: post-transcriptional tethering of RNA polymerase II gene DNA at nuclear periphery; transcription elongation by RNA polymerase II; poly(A)+ mRNA export from nucleus. Gene Ontology annotation, molecular function: RNA binding; double-stranded DNA binding. Gene Ontology annotation, cellular component: transcription export complex 2. Lineage: Eukaryota; Metazoa; Chordata; Actinopteri; Pomacentridae. The coding region runs from base 126 to 1325 and encodes 399 amino acids. The transcript is spliced from 15 exons.
AAAAACUACCGCCUGUGUUCCGGGUGUCCGUCGGUCAAAGCGGUCCGGGUCGGUGUGUCGGUGCAGCGGAGUGAAACUGAAGGUUUUGCUCCUAAAGCCUUGUGUUUAAGGUGAAACCUGAUGUCAUGGCUCACAUCACCAUCAACCAGUACCUGCAGCAGAUCUACGAGGCCAUCGAUAACCACGACGGUUCGUUCUGCGCUGAGCUCCUGUCCUUCAAACAUCCCCACGUGGCCAACCCCCGCCUUCAGCUGGCGAGUCCCGAGGAGAAAUGUCAGCAGGUUCUGGAGCCGCCGUACGACGAGAUGGUGGCAGCUCACCUCAGGUGUACCUACGCUGUGGCCAAUCACGACUUCAUUGAGGCCUACAAGUUCCAGACGCUCGUCGUUCAGUCCUUCCUCAGAGCCUUCCAGUCCCACAAAGAGGAGAACUGGGCACUGCCGGUGAUGUUCUCCAUCACUCUGGAUCUGAGGAUCUUCGCCAACAACGCAGAGCAGCAGCUGCAGAAGAAAGCUAAAGGUCAACCAGGAGAGAUGCUGGAGAAAGCAGCAGAACAGCUGAUGAGCUGCUUCAGGGUGUGUGCCAGUGACAAUCGUGCAGGAAUUGAGGACUCUAAAAAAUGGGGGAUGAUGUUUCUGAGCAACCAGCUGUUCAAGAUUUACUUCAAGAUCAAUAAGCUCCAUCUGUGUAAGCCUCUGAUCAGAGCCAUCGACAGCUCCAACCUGAAGAACGACUACAGUCCUGCUCAGAAGGUCACCUACAAAUACUACGUGGGCCGCAAGGCCAUGUUCGACAGCGACUUCAAACCAGCUGAAGAGUUCCUGUCCUUCGCCUUCCAUCACUGCCAUCGGUCGAGUCAGAAGAACAAGAGGAUGAUCCUGAUCUACCUGCUGCCAGUCAAGAUGCUGUUGGGCCACAUGCCGACCCAUCAGCUCCUCAGGAAGUACGACCUCAUGCAGUUUGCUGACGUCACCAAGGGCGUGAGUGAAGGAAACCUGCUGCUGCUGAACGAAGCUCUGAACAAACAUGAGACAUUCUUCAUCCGCUGUGGCAUCUUCCUGAUCCUGGAGAAGCUGAAGAUCAUCACCUUCAGGAACCUGUUCAAGAAAGUGUAUCUCCUGCUGAGGACCCACCAGCUGCCUCUGGAUGCCUUCCUGGUGUCUCUGAGGAUGAUGCAGGUGGAGGACGUGGACAUUGAUGAGGUUCAGUGCAUCCUGGCCAACCUGAUCUACAUGGGCCACAUUAAAGGCUACAUCUCCCAGCAGCACCAGAAGCUGGUGGUCAGCAAACAGAACCCGUUUCCUCCUCUGUCCUCGGUCUCCUGAACCCACAAUCCUCUGGGCCGCUGCACACCUCAAUCCUGCUUUUCUACUCUUUUAUUUUGUACUGUUGAAUUAAACUGCUAGUUUGUAGAACAUC